Messenger RNA from Salarias fasciatus (jewelled blenny), 1598 nucleotides. RefSeq names its product matrix metallopeptidase 13b (gene mmp13b). The record is from RefSeq and is a predicted model, not a curated record. Gene Ontology annotation, molecular function: zinc ion binding; metalloendopeptidase activity. Lineage: Eukaryota; Metazoa; Chordata; Actinopteri; Blenniiformes; Blenniidae. The transcript has 11 exons. Gene Ontology annotation, biological process: proteolysis; extracellular matrix organization; collagen catabolic process. Bases 5 to 1387 code for a protein of 460 amino acids. Gene Ontology annotation, cellular component: extracellular matrix.
AACAAUGAUCGCUUGGCUCCUGCUGCUGGCGCUGGUCGCUCCCUCGUCAACCCUCCCUCUGUCGUCCAGGCAGAAAGACAGCUGGCAUUUAGCAGAGAAAUACCUCCGUCGCUUCUAUGGUCUGCCUGCCGGCCUUCAAGGGAGACAGAGAUCCUCCAGUCUCUUUCAAACAAAGAUCAAGGAAAUGCAGAAAUUCUUCAACCUCAAGGUGACAGGGAAUCUGGAUGAUAACACUUUGGAUGUAAUGCAGCAGGCCCGAUGUGGAGUCCCGGAUAUUGGGGAGUACAAUCACUUCCCUCGACACCUCAAGUGGCAAAACAAUAAUGUCACAUUCAGGAUAUUGAAUUAUACACCCGAUCUGAAGAAGUCAGAUGUAGACAGGGCUAUCCGCACGGCGCUGAACGUCUGGGCGGAUGUCACUCCUCUGACGUUUAAGAAGCUGUACUACGGGAAUGCUGAUAUAAUGAUCAGCUUUGGAUCAAAAGAGCAUGGCGACCACAACCCUUUCGAUGGCCCUAAUGGACUGCUGGCUCAUGCAUACCCUCCUGGUCAAGGCAUUGGUGGAGACACACACUUUGAUGAGGAUGAACACUGGACCAAAGAUUCAUCGGCUUACAACCUCUUUAUCGUGGCAGCCCAUGAGUUGGGCCACGCCCUCGGUAUGGGCCAUUCCACUGACCCAGGUGCUCUGAUGUACCCCGUCUACGCGUACGCUACAGGAUACCCGCUGGCUGAGGACGACAUCGAAGGCAUUCAAGCUCUCUAUGGUCCCAACCCCAACGCAAGGAAAGUGAAGCCAAAACCCGACGCACCGAACAAAUGUGACCCCAUGUUGACUUUCGAUGCUGCUACAGAGCUCAGAGGAGAAACCAUCAUCUUCAAAGACAGGUUCUAUUGGCGCCUUCAUCCCCAGAUGCCAGAGCCUGAGCAGACCAUGAUCAAGUCCACAUGGCCGUCUCUCCCAAACAAGGUGGACGCAGCGUACGAGAACCCGGAGAAGGACGUGGUCACCAUAUUUAGUGGUAUUCGAAUGUGGGCUUUGAAUGGCUACAACGUCGUGGAUGGUUACCCAAAGUACAUCCACAAACUUGGUCUGCCCAAGAGCGUUCGGAAAAUCGACGCCGCCGUGCACAUUUCAGACACAGGAAAGACUUUGCUCUUUACUGAGGAAGACUAUUGGAGCUAUGAUGAAGCCACAGGCACCAUGGACAGUGGUUACCCACGAUCCAUUGAGGAUGACUUUCCUGGAAUGGACGAUGAAGUUGACGCUGCCACUUAUCAUUAUGGAUACUUGUACUUUUUCCACGAACACAUACAGUACGAGUACAGUUACAACUCAAGGAAAGUCAUGCGUAUCCUGAGGACCAACUCUAUUCUCAACUGCUGAUGAGCUGGACUGUGAGCCUCCCCUGUUACUUGGAGAAAUGUCAAAUUAUAGCUGGCUAUAUGACAUAGGACGCAGCGCGGCAAACUGUGCACAAGUUUAUUUCUAUUUAUUUUACGCUGGUGUAUUGUAUAGAAACUAUUACUAAACAUAUCGAGAAAAUUAAGAUGUCAGGCUUCUUGACUGCAGUGUGACAACCUGGUCCACUUAUAUA